GAGUAGUCAAGAAUUCGGAGAUCUCGCAAUUUAAAUCCAGAUUUGGAGAGUAAACUCGAGUAUUCUUGCGGCAAGUUUGAAGGCACAGGAAAGACACUACAAAUUCUAUCAUUUGUCCAAAUUUCAAUUUCUACAAAAUGGAUAAUAGCCAAUCAUUGAGUUACCAAGGAGAGGGAAGUGCAUCAUCGGCAAAUGAUGUUCAAAGUGAACAACCAUUGGUUCUAUAUACUCCUAGUGGUCAGGAUGCACCAUCUACUUCUUCCAAUGACUCAGAUGACAUAAUGAGCUCCGAAUCAAUAAUGGGAAUGUACGAUGGAGCUACUGUGGUUAGCGACGAGAGAAGAGAAUCGGAGGAAACACCCCUUCAAAAUAAGAUUGCUGCCAUGUUCGAGCGCAUAUUUGGAGAGGAAAGCGCGCCCGUGGAGGCUUGCGGGCAGCGUAUAGUCGGAACUCCAAAACGAAAGGCUAAGGCUGCAGUGAACUCUCCUCGGAGUAAGGCUGCCAAAGCUCCACGAAUUAGCAGAAGCAGCGGUGGUGGAGAUGACACGCCCUAUUGGCUUAAGGAGAUGACAAAGUUCAUGACAGGGGCCAAAGCACAAAAGCUGAAACCAAAACAAUUUGACAUCUCCGAGAUCUUAGAAGAAUCCAUUCUCGGACCACCGUCUGGAACAAUGCAUAAUGGAGUUGACUACUACGCACCUCUUCCGAAGAAGUUCCGGUUCGAAGAAGACAAUGCCAUGCCACUGACGGAAGAACAACAGCGAGAAGCUGAGUGGGCGAAGGACUUGGAUGGCUUGUUCGAAGAAUUGAACUUCAACUGCGCUGCGGAGGAAAGUCAAUCAGUUUCAACAUUUUUUGAUAUUCAAACAAUAGACCAGAAUUGA
Molecule: messenger RNA, 884 nt
Organism: Andrographis paniculata
Lineage: Eukaryota; Viridiplantae; Streptophyta; Magnoliopsida; Lamiales; Acanthaceae
Exons: 5
Coding region: 138-884 (248 amino acids)
Source: RefSeq, a predicted model, not a curated record